Messenger RNA from Durusdinium trenchii, 924 nucleotides. NCBI's taxonomy places the organism in Eukaryota, Dinophyceae, Suessiales, Symbiodiniaceae. The record is from the annotation of a GenBank genome assembly.
AUGGUGUUUGACAGCAUGUUCCACCACGGGCAAUGGGAGGACCAUCCCAUCACGGAUGUGGCACCUGUCAGACACUGGAAUCUCAGACAUAGCCAUACCCAGGACGCUGGACAUGCGGUGCAUGCGCCAGAUGUGAUCACGCCAAUUAGGCCACGGCACCUUCGUGGCCAGGAAGGGCCAUGGUUUCUUGCACCCAAGGGCACACCAGAGGCUACGUUGGUGAAGCUCAGGGAACCUCUGCAGCCAGAAAGAUCACUGGAGGACCGACCAAUCCUCACAUCUGCAGUGCAGCAAAGACCUGAGGCGCAGAUGGCAGGCUCCGUCACUGGCGGGACACCACAGCAGGUUUACGACUUGCAUAGUCAUUUGGAGCAUCCGUUAGCUCAAGGUUCCUGGCAACAGGAGCUGCCAGAGUGUGCUUUGGGACCACACAGCCUGAGGCAUACAAUUUCCUACUCCAAUUUGAAUGGCCAGGAACAAAUUCAAGAGACAGAAGUGACCUGCUCUGGAGAUGACUGCGAAACAACCACAAGUAAUGUUUUGCCUCAGAUCAUUCGGGUGCGAGAGCCGAAGGCAAAGCGGAUGUGCUCAGGCUCUCCGGGCCUCAUUUGGGAUGGCUUGGACACUGUCGUGCACAGAGUCACCAACUCAGCCAGACGAGUUCUGGGCUAUGCACCAGUGGAGACGGAGAAGACACCGCAUGAGAAUCUUCAGCCACUUGCUUUGAGAAGUGAAGGAGUGAUGAAGAUGUACACUUAUUCCAACAACAAUGGUCAAGAGGAGAUGAAGGAGGUGCAAUCCCACUGUAAGGAUGGCACCUGCGUCCAAAGGAGCCGCAUCUUUGCACCAAGUUCAGUGAAGGAGCACCUACAGCAUGACGCCAAGGAGAUUCGCCCACAAGCAGCGCAGGCUUACCAAGCCUAG